Hirsutella rhossiliensis is the source of this 984-nucleotide messenger RNA. RefSeq names its product MOSC domain-containing protein. The coding region runs from base 1 to 984 and encodes 327 amino acids. Lineage: Eukaryota; Fungi; Ascomycota; Sordariomycetes; Hypocreales; Ophiocordycipitaceae. The record is from RefSeq and is a predicted model, not a curated record. Gene Ontology annotation, molecular function: catalytic activity; molybdenum ion binding; pyridoxal phosphate binding. The transcript has 2 exons.
AUGAGAGUCACCGCCAUCUACACAUAUCCCAUCAAGGCCCUGCGCGGCAUCCGCCUCGACGAGGCCCGCCUCGGCCCCCAGGGCAUAGAGCACGACCGCCGCUUCAUGCUCUGCCGCGUCGAGCCCGACGGCCAGCUGCGCAACGUGACGCUCGCCGGGAACCCGCAGUGCGCCCUCUUCGCCCAGGACGUCGUCGGCCCCGACAUCCACGUCCGCUACCUGGCGCCGCACCCGCCCGUUGUCCCGCCGCACCCGCACCAGGACUCGGUCCUCCGCGUGCCCCUGCGUCCCGACGUCGCCGCCCUGCCCAAGGUCCACGUCAACCUGCACCAGAGCCUGGUCGAUGCCCAUCGCAUGGGCUCGCCCUAUGAUGACUGGUUCGCCGCCUGUUUUGGCUUCCCCAUGGCCCUCAUCUUCAUCGGCGACGAGCGGCGUCCCAUCCUCGGCACCUUUGCUCCCCAGCCGCCCGCAGGCACCCGCCCCGGCCCGCCCCCCUGGCUCGCCUUCUCCGACGUGGCCCCCCUUCUCUUCGCCAGCGAGCAGUCUCUGCGCAACGUCAGCGCCAGGCUGUCCGGCGGCACCAUGGACAUGGUCAAGUUCCGCCCCAACAUUGUCGUCGAUGGCGAGGCCGAGUUCGACGAGGACUACUGGGCCGACCUCUCCGUCCACGGCGAGCCGGCCUUUACCCUGACCAAGAUGUGCUGCCGCUGCUCGUCCAUCAACGUCGACUACGACACCGGCCGCCUGGCCCAGGGCGACGACGGCAUCGUCCUCAAGAAGCUCAUGGCCGAUCGCCGCGUUGAUCUUGGCUACAAGUACAGCCCCGUCUUUGGCAAGUACGGAUUCCUCGCCCCGGGUCGGGAUUGCCUGACGCUCCGCGUGGGCGACCCAGUGGCCGUCGAGAGUCGCUCGCUCGAGCGUCCUGUUUGCGACUGGCCUCUCAAGUCCAAGAGUGACGCGCGUUUCUACCAGUACUCGGCAUAG